This is a messenger RNA of Cucurbita pepo subsp. pepo (vegetable marrow), 2078 nucleotides long. Lineage: Eukaryota; Viridiplantae; Streptophyta; Magnoliopsida; Cucurbitales; Cucurbitaceae. The record is from RefSeq and is a predicted model, not a curated record.
CUUAACAGAACCCCUUCAUAUCCAAUCCCAACCUCUCUCAAUCUCUCUCUCUCUCUCUCUCUCUCUCAUUUUUCAUCUCCAAAGGGUUUUGGAGGUGAAUCAUUUGGUGGGUUGGUCUCAAGUGUUUUUGUUUUGAGGCCUCUCCUCCUCCUCCUCCUCCACUUUUGUUCAUCCCAUGGCUCCUGUUUCAUUGCCUCCCGGCUUCCGAUUCCAUCCCACCGAUGAAGAACUCGUUGCGUACUACCUCAAACGCAAGAUCAAUGGCCGGGAAAUUGAGCUCGAGAUCAUCCCUGAAGUCGAUCUCUACAAAUGUGAGCCAUGGGAUUUGCCAGGAAAGUCGUUGCUUCCUAGCAAGGAUCUCGAAUGGUACUUCUUCAGCCCUCGAGAUCGAAAGUAUCCAAACGGGUCAAGAACCAAUAGAGCAACGAAAGCGGGAUAUUGGAAAGCCACUGGCAAAGAUAGGAAAGUGAAUUCCCAAUCGAGAGCUGUUGGGAUGAAGAAAACCCUAGUGUACUAUCGCGGUCGAGCCCCGCACGGCGCUCGUACCGAUUGGGUCAUGCACGAAUAUCGUCUCGAUGACCGGGAAUGUGAUGUCCCUUCUUCUGGUUUACAGGAUGCUUAUGCACUUUGUCGUGUGUUCAAGAAGAGUGCGACAAUAGCUCCAAAAAUAGAAGAGAAUCAACAAUAUUGUAAUAUAACCUCGUCUUCUAAUCAAUUCAUUAACAGUGAUCAAUCUUCUGAACUUUACUCAGAAGGAAGAUGUGAAGAACCCGAGAGCUCAAAUUAUUCGAUGCCGUUCGAUGGCUUCCAAUCCCAUCAAGUUAAUAAAGAUUGUUCAUUUGACAUGUUUGGUGGAAGAAGAGAAGGAAAAUGGUCUCAAUUCUUAUCUCAAGAAGCCUUUAAUUCAGCCCCUUCAUUCCCAAGUUAUGCAAAUAUUCCAUACCCUCCUUCCAAGGUGGACAUAGCAUUAGAAUGUGCAAGGUUACAACACCGUUUCACUUUGCCACCGUUGGAGGCGGAGGGUUUUCCCAACUCGAGCUACUCCGAUCACUUCAAAAUGCCACAACCGGUGGAGCCAACCAUGCUCGGUGGUUCAAGCGAGACGUCGACCGACAUAUUACAAGAGAUUCUUUCUGUAGCUCAGGCCUCUCAAGAGCUUGCCAACCAAUCUUCUGUAGUUGAAACAACAACAUGGGAUGGAGGGCUUGCCAAUGUUUAUGGUUGUUCCAAUGAGGAUUUCAAUUUCAUGGGUAACAAAGAUGGCUUCCAUGAUUGGAACUCCUCUACAAGAUUUCAUGUCGAGAGCUCGUGGGACGAUCCAUUCUCUAAGUGUAUAGAGGUCGGUAAUGUUGGUGACGAGAUCCCGGUGGAGAACUUACGAUGGGUCGGAAUGUCUAAUAAAGAUCUCGACAAGAAUUGCAUGGAAGAAUCCAAGCUAGUUCCCAUUGAGAAUAUUUCAAGCUUCCCAAUUGAAGAACAAGUCAAUGGUCAAAUGAACGAUUUCUCGCUCACAUUCAUAAACGAGGAUGACUCGAAUGCGAACAACUUCGUCAUGGAAGGAUCAGGAAACUCCAUAGUCAACUAUUCGAGCUCCCCGAGUUUCGAGGUGGUCGAAGAAAUCAAAGUCAACCACGGUCUCUUCAUCUCAACAAGACAAGUAGCUGAGACAUUCUUCCACCAAACAAUGCCUUCAGAGACUGUUAAAGUUCAAACCUUGACCUCUUUCAUGGCACCAAAUUUCAUCAGCUUCCAUGAAAGAACACCUCAAAAGACAGCUUCUUUCUUCAAUGGGUCAUCUUUGAAGAAGCCAUGGAAGAGCUUACAAAGGAAAAUUGUUUCAAUUCUUGAAAUUCUGAUGAUCUUUGUUAGUGUGUUUAGUGAAGAAGAAGAAGAAGAUGAUGAUGAUGAUGAUAAUAAUAAUGGUGAAGGGGAGAAAUUGUUAAGUGAAGAAGAAGAAUUGAGAUCAAAGGGGAAAGGAGAAGGUUUGAAUAUGAUUUUGAAGAAGACAGCCAUUUUCUUUAGCAUUGCUUCUUUGGCUCUUUGUUCCAUUUGGGCUAAUUAUAAUUGAUUUUUUUUUU